UGAAAAUUUUUCGAUUGCCCGUUAGUUUUGAUUUUGAUAUGACGUAUAAUGCGUUGAUUAAGGUCAAUGAAAAUAAUGAAAUCAAUAAUGUGUUUUGUUGGUUGUCUAUACAAGACGUAGCAGGAAUAUUUUCUUCCUGCUGAGCUUACAAGCUCAAUGAAGCUCCCAAAACUUCCAGUAUUACUCGCACCGUGUUGUUGACUACCACGGUCUGAUCUCAUUUAAACGAAAGACGUCUUGUCUUAGUAGUCCUCACCGUACUCUCAGUACUCUGCCAUAAAGUUUUUACAUUUCACUGAACAUCGUUUAGAUAUUUUGCCCCUAUAUAAAAAUCUAAAGAAUAACGAUUGAUUAAAAAAACAUCGGUUAAUACUUCAAGUCCGUCGUGUGAACAUUGUUUCUUUGAAUAGUCUUUGUUGUAGUUUUUCAUUGUUAGCGAUGGCCACAGAAAAAUCAGAACUUCAAGUCCUGGAAGGCAAUAGAGACUUUACGACCUCCCUGUACAAAGUUUUAGCCGAAACACCAGGAAAUGUCUUCUUUUCCCCUAUUAGCGUGCACGUUGUUCUUUCCAUGUGCUAUCAAGGUGCCAAAGGUACAACUGCUGAAAAGUUUGCGUCCUCACUGAAAGUGCCUACCUCUGCAGCUGCUGCAGAAGGUUACAGCGUUGUGAUGAACCGUCUUAAUUCCAUUCCAAAUGUUCUGCUUUUGAUGGCUAAUAAAAUCUAUCUUAUGGAGGGCCAUGAACUCUUGCCAGAAUUCAGCGACGCUGUGGCUAAGAAUUUUCUAUCUGAAGUGCAAUUAGUUAAUUUUGCUGCAAUUGAAGCAGCUGCUGCAUGUAUUAAUGCUUGGGUUGAAGAAAAAACAAAAUACAAAAUAAAGAAUUUUAUCAAAACGGAGGUUUUAGAUUCAUCGACGCGUUUAGUACUUGUAAAUGCCAUCUACUUCAUGGGUAGUUGGAUGAAUCCAUUUGACAAGGACUGCACUAAAACUGCUCCGUUUUACCUCAAUAUGGUAAAAUCAGUAAAUGUUCCAAUGAUGAAUAAAUACGGGGAGUUCAAUUAUAAAGCAGAUAAAAAGUUGGAUGCUCAAAUUUUAGAACUUGCUUAUACUAACGACAAUCUAAGCAUGAUGAUUAUCUUACCAAACAAGAGAAAUGGAAUUGAUAAACUGGAAAAAAAGCUGGCCACUUGUAACUUCAGCGAGAUAACAGAAAAUAUGUGUAACACAGGGGUUAUCAUACAACUACCUAAAUUCAAAAUUGAGCAAACCAUCUUUUUAAAUAAUCCCUUAACUAAGCUUGGACUUGGUGAAAUUUUUAAGCCGUGUGGCGCGAAUUUUAGUGGCAUGAUUGUGUCAAAUAAGCAAAUACAUGUGAGUCAAGUUAUACAGAAAGCUUUCAUUGAAGUAAAUGAAGAAGGGACUGAAGCAUCAGCUGUCGUUGAAGCGAGACUCAUGAAGUUUUGCAACAGUCUUCAACGUCCUCCUCCUCCAAAGAAGUUUAUAGCAGAUCACCCGUUUAUUUAUUUUCUCUCUGAGAAAAGAAUAAAUCAUCUUUUUGCUGGACGUCUUUCCGAUCCUACAAAUUAA
Zophobas morio is the source of this 1587-nucleotide messenger RNA. Its product is annotated as leukocyte elastase inhibitor-like. NCBI's taxonomy places the organism in Eukaryota, Metazoa, Arthropoda, Insecta, Coleoptera, Tenebrionidae. The transcript has 4 exons. The record is from RefSeq and is a predicted model, not a curated record. Gene Ontology annotation, molecular function: serine-type endopeptidase inhibitor activity. The coding region runs from base 439 to 1587 and encodes 382 amino acids.